This is a messenger RNA of Lycium barbarum (goji berry), 1097 nucleotides long. RefSeq names its product ER lumen protein-retaining receptor A-like. Gene Ontology annotation, cellular component: endoplasmic reticulum; membrane; cis-Golgi network. The record is from RefSeq and is a predicted model, not a curated record. The transcript has 6 exons. Lineage: Eukaryota; Viridiplantae; Streptophyta; Magnoliopsida; Solanales; Solanaceae. Gene Ontology annotation, biological process: protein retention in ER lumen; endoplasmic reticulum to Golgi vesicle-mediated transport. Gene Ontology annotation, molecular function: ER lumen protein retrieval receptor activity. The coding region runs from base 157 to 804 and encodes 215 amino acids.
GUCGCUUCUUACAAAUACAAAAAUUAUUUCCUGUGUUCCAUUUCAUUUCUGCAUUAUUCUGAACUUGCAAUCCAAACCCCAAACAAGCCCCAAAUCUUCAUCAAAUCUCUUGAGAAAUUGAGUGACUUGUAGAAGAAUCUAGGGCACGAAUCAAUCAUGAAUAUCUUCAGACUGGCAGGGGAUAUGACACAUUUGAUGAGUGUCUUAGUUCUUCUCCUCAAAAUCUAUGCUACCAAGUCAUGCUCAGGAAUAUCAUUGAAGACGCAGGAGUUAUACGCUAUUGUUUUUUUGGCUCGGUAUCUGGAUUUGUUCACUGACUUCAUCUCUCUUUACAACACUGUGAUGAAACUGGUUUUUAUUGGAAGCUCUUUGGCAAUUGUCUGGUGUAUGAGGUACCAUCGGGUUGUCAGGCGCUCAUAUGAUCGUGAGCUAGACACUUUCCGUUAUUGGAUUCUUGUGGGAGGGUGCUCUGUUUUGGCACUUGUUAUUCAUGAGAAGUUUACCCUUCAAGAGGUGUUUUGGGCUUUCUCAAUAUACCUGGAGGCAGUUGCCAUUCUUCCCCAGUUGGUGCUCUUGCAAAGAAGUGGAAACGUUGAUAAUCUGACUGGACAAUACGUGUUCUUCCUUGGAGCCUACCGUGCAUUUUACAUCUUAAACUGGAUUUACCGCUAUCUGACAGAGCCACAUUUCACUAGAUGGAUAUCUUGCGUCUCUGGUCUUGUCCAGACAGCCCUUUAUGCAGAUUUCUUUUAUUAUUACUUCAUCAGUUGGAAAAAUAAUGCCAAGCUUCAACUGCCAGCAUGAGGGAAAGACGAGAUAUGAUGAACAGUUUUAACACCUAACCGGGAUCUGGUUUCACGCUGUGGCUUGCGGACAUAAUUUUUGCAUACUACUUUCCUUUAGAUGUGAGAUCAUACAUUGAGUUGGCCGUGGGUUAAGUAUUUUACCGAGCUCCUUCAUUGUUAGAUUCAGAUACAGUACCCUUGUUAAUAUGACAAGAAUAUGUGAUUGCAAAAUGUUGUCUGCAUUCUUGCCAAGUGUGAUUCGAACUUACAAAGAUAUAGAGGUAUGACUAAUCAAUUAUUUUGCUUCGUACA